CAUUUACAUGCAGCGUGUAUAAGAACUGUCUCGCCUCUACAGUGAGUCACUCGUCUCUGGAAAGUCCGAGAAAAGAUGCCUGAACCUGCCAAGUCUGCGCCCAAGAAGGGCUCCAAGAAAGCCGUGACCAAAACGGCUGGCAAAGGAGGCAAGAAGAAGAGAAAGACCAGGAAGGAGAGUUACGCCAUCUACGUGUACAAGGUGCUGAAGCAGGUCCAUCCUGAUACCGGCAUCUCGUCCAAGGCCAUGAGCAUCAUGAACUCGUUCGUAAACGACAUCUUUGAACGCAUCGCCUCCGAGGCUUCUCGUCUGGCUCACUACAACAAGCGCUCCACCAUCACCUCCAGGGAGAUCCAGACGGCCGUGCGCCUCCUGCUGCCCGGUGAGCUGGCCAAGCACGCUGUGUCUGAAGGCACCAAGGCUGUCACCAAGUACACCAGCUCCAAGUAAACCCUGCUUGCUCUCUACACAACAACGGCUCUUUUAAGAGCCACCCACCGUCUCAAAAGAGUGUUCCUUAUUUCUGCGUGUUUAGUUCAUAUGGAAAUUGAUUAUUUUUGGAAACAAGCUCAUUCAUCCUAAGUAUUAAAUGAAAGCCAACAUGUGUUACUGAAACUUGCAAAUGUUGGUUUGUAAUAAGAAUCAAUGGUUUCAUUUAAAAGGCAACAAACGAGAAACUUUUUUUUAAAAUAAACAAAAUUAUAAAAUACCUGUGCAGUUCUUCACUAGUGUGCAUUAAUACAAAUUACAUGUUUCAAAUGUCACAGCAAAAAUGUCCCAUUAGACAAAAUGCAUUUGACUGGCUUUGGUAAAACCACAAUCAUCAAAUAAAACAAAGGCAAUGAUGAACUUUAA
Molecule: messenger RNA, 855 nt
Organism: Girardinichthys multiradiatus
Lineage: Eukaryota; Metazoa; Chordata; Actinopteri; Cyprinodontiformes; Goodeidae
Product: histone H2B 1/2
Exons: 1
Coding region: 76-450 (124 amino acids)
Cellular component (GO): nucleosome
Molecular function (GO): structural constituent of chromatin; DNA binding; protein heterodimerization activity
Source: RefSeq, a predicted model, not a curated record